This is a messenger RNA of Dreissena polymorpha, 1840 nucleotides long. RefSeq names its product zinc finger protein SNAI2-like. Bases 365 to 1507 code for a protein of 380 amino acids. Gene Ontology annotation, molecular function: DNA-binding transcription factor activity, RNA polymerase II-specific; RNA polymerase II cis-regulatory region sequence-specific DNA binding. Gene Ontology annotation, biological process: regulation of DNA-templated transcription. The record is from RefSeq and is a predicted model, not a curated record. The transcript is spliced from 2 exons. Lineage: Eukaryota; Metazoa; Mollusca; Bivalvia; Myida; Dreissenidae.
CCGUGCGACAACUGUAUGUCUUGUGGCUAUAAACAUUUGUUCGUGCUUGACUCUGGGAUAUUUUCUGUUGCAAGAAAUCAGAUUAGUUGAAAUAUCCAUUCUCGUCGCAAAGGCGUUGUUUGUUUUUGCAAGUUACAUCGACACCUACAGAUCAUUAAUUUACGUCUCCUUUCAGAUGUGUGAAUAGUUCUUUUAAAUGCUAACACUUGAAUACGGUGACAUAUAAUAGAGUAUCAACAGAUUACGUUUCAGCUUAAAAAGAUUUAAUUGAUUCCAAACAGGUGUACGGGACGGAUCGUUCAUUUUGUGGGAUCAUGCCAUAUUCGGACCAAUUUUUGCCUGCUGAGAUCGUUUUUGGUCAAUCAUGAAUAUUACGGUGCUCGGAGACAUGGACAGGUCACGAGACUUGAAUGACAAUCAUCUGCACGAGGACAUGGCGGAUAGUAACUCUCAUGAGAAAGAAAACAGAAAGGUCCGACGAGUGCAGUUGGUGGUACCUGAACCUAAGCGUCUCGUGUCACCGCAGAUGAAGCCGCUCGCCGAGGAGACGCUUGCAAGUGUCUCACGGGACCAAGAGCGCGACGGGCACUCCGUCAGCCAAGGGUUCUUCCCUUACUUGCAAUACUCGCGCCUCCCAUGGACGUUUCCGUUUCAUUCCGGAUAUCCGGGAUUCCAAAACGGGUCGGUUUAUCCAUUUCCGGGAGUACCAGGAUAUCCACUUUCGGGAUUGACGGACGCUUUUCCAAGAUUGCCGUAUGAUUAUCUGCACCAUUUCGCCAUGGGAUUUCCAAUUCCAAGACCCCAACUUCCAGUUCCGCCAUUCGCAGGAAUUUACCCACCAAGUUUCGAAGGCGUAUCUGCCCCAUUUCACAAACUUGAUCUUGGUCUCUCAACAACUGAGAAAGUUGAACUCAACGAAAUUAGAGAGGUUUCAAAAAUAGUGACAGAAACUGAUGAGAAACUAAUUGCAAACACAGAUUUACCAAGUCCGAGUAUGUCCACCACAAACGCGGCGUCAGAAAGCGAAAUUGAGCAUGAUCAUGAAGAAAAAUCACAUAUUCAAAAGGACCCUCCCUACGACAGUUUUAAGUACCAGUGCAGUGACUGCGGCAAGUCGUAUUCCACGGUCAGCGGUCUCUCGAAGCAUAAGCAGUUCCACUGCAAUCACGACAAGAAAGACUUCGCGUGUAAAUACUGCGACAAACUGUACGUAUCGCUAGGCGCACUGAAAAUGCACAUACGGACGCACACGUUACCCUGUAAAUGUAAAAUUUGUGGGAAAGCGUUCUCGCGACCUUGGUUACUUCAAGGUCACGUUCGGACGCAUACAGGUGAGAAACCGUUUUCCUGCUUCCACUGCAUGCGCGCGUUCGCGGACAGGUCAAAUCUUCGCGCGCAUUUGCAGACGCAUUCGGAAGUGAAGAAAUACAGCUGUAAGUCAUGUAGUAAGACAUUUUCGCGCAUGUCUUUGUUGUUGAAACAUGAAGAUUCCUGUAUGCGUUUAUGACGUAAUGACAUUGUAAGUUGCGACAGUAUUUAUUUAUAUUAUGGCGUCAUAAUUAACAUUAUUUAUAUCUAGUGUUUUUUUUUACAAACGUUAUAUAUCAAUAUUUAUUGUUUGGGUUUAAUUUUGUCUUCCAGUAUUUUAAAAGACCAUUUAUUGAUAUAAAUGAUAUUAGAGCGAAUGAUUAUGCAUGCAUACAUGUAUCAUCACUUUAUUUGUUUUGACUGUUCAAAUUGGUUCAUGCGAAUUUGAUAUUAGUAUUACCAGAUCAGAAGUUACAUAUUGAUUUAAUAUUGACCAUCUAUAGUACUGUAGGAAUGUUGCGUUUUCGAAGGU